This is a messenger RNA of Enhydra lutris kenyoni (northern sea otter), 3825 nucleotides long. It is a transcript of the gene RGS14, whose product is annotated as regulator of G protein signaling 14. NCBI's taxonomy places the organism in Eukaryota, Metazoa, Chordata, Mammalia, Carnivora, Mustelidae. Bases 250 to 1959 code for a protein of 569 amino acids. The transcript has 15 exons. Gene Ontology annotation, biological process: signal transduction; regulation of G protein-coupled receptor signaling pathway. Gene Ontology annotation, molecular function: GTPase activator activity; microtubule binding; G-protein alpha-subunit binding. The record is from RefSeq and is a predicted model, not a curated record.
GUGUGUGUGUGUAGGAAGAGGCAUUCGCUCUCUUAGACCUUGCUUCUUUCUGUGGUUCGGUUUCUAUAGAGACACUUCCUGUGGCAGAGAAAAGAGGUAGUGAGCUGGUGUUUCAGGAUGUGAGGGCCCGCAGGAGCGGAGCCGGGCUCUCUCUGUUGCCUGCCUGCCACCGUGCAAGCUCUGGCCGGGGCUGCCCACAGUCCCCAUGGUGGGCUCUCCUCACAGCAGGGACCCGUGAAGAGCGGCGGCAUGCCAGGGAAGCCCAAGCACCUGGGUGUCCCCAACGGGCGCAUGGUUCUGGCUGUCUCAGAUGGAGAGCUGAGCAGCACGGCGGGGCCUCAGGGCCAGGGCGAGGGCCGAGGAAGCUCCCUCAGUAUCCACAGCCUCCCUAGUGGCCCCAGCAGCCCCUUCCCCACCGAGGAGCAGCCUGUGGCCAGCUGGGGCCUGUCCUUCGAGCGGCUGCUGCAGGACCCGCUGGGGCUGGCUUAUUUCACUGAGUUCCUGAAAAAGGAGUUCAGCGCUGAGAAUGUAACUUUCUGGAAGGCCUGCGAGCGCUUCCAGCAGAUCCCAGCCAGCGACACCCAGCAGCUUGCUCAGGAAGCCCGCCAUAUCUACCAGGAAUUCCUGUCCAGCCAGGCGCUGAGCCCAGUGAACAUAGACCGGCAGGCCUGGCUAGGCGAGGAGGUGCUGGCAGAACCCCGACCGGAUAUGUUCCGCGCGCAGCAGCUCCAGAUCUUCAACCUGAUGAAGUUUGACAGCUACGCGCGCUUCGUCAAGUCCCCGCUAUACCGCGAGUGUCUCCUGGCGGAGGCCGAGGGACGCCCCCUGCGGGAACCUGGCUCCUCCAGCCCGGGCAGCCCUGACUCCACGAGGAAGAAGCCGAAGCUGAAGCCCGGGAAGUCGCUGCCGCUGGGCGUGGAGGAGUUGGGGCACCUGCCGGCUACUGAGGGCUCUGGGGGCCGCCCCCUCCGCAAGUCUUUCCGCAGGGAACUGGCAGGCGGAGCCCCAAACUCGGCCUUACGCAGAGAGUCCCAGGGCUCCCUCAACUCCUCUGCCAGUCUGGACCUUGGUUUCCUUGCCUUUGUCAACAGCAAAUCUGAGCAGAGCCACCGGAAGAGCCUUGGGAGCACAGAAGGUGAGAGUGAGAGCCGGCCAGGGAAGUACUGCUGCGUGUACCUGCCUGAUGGCACAGCAUCCUUGGCCCUGGCACGACCUGGCCUCACCAUCCGUGCCAUGCUGGCGGGCAUCUGUGAGAAACGAGGCCUCUCUCUACCUGACAUCAAGGUCUACCUGGUCGGCAAUGAGCAGAAGGCCCUGGUCCUGGACCAGGACUGCGCGGUGCUGGCGGACCAGGAAGUGCGUCUGGAGAACAGGAUCACCUUUGAGGUCGAGUUGGUGGCUCUGGAGCGCGUGGUGCGGGUCUCCGCCAAGCCCACCAAGCGGCUGCAGGAGGCGCUGCAGCCCAUUCUGGCGAAGCACGGCCUGAGCCCGCAACAGGUGGCGGUGUGCCUGCCAGGUGAGAAGCAGCCGCUGGAUCUGGGGAAGCUCGUGAGCUCGGUGGCGGCCCAGAGACUGGUUUUGGACACUCACCCAGGUGUGAAGAUUUCCGGAGCUGGAGACGUAGCCCAGCGCUGCAGCCAGGGUGGCCAGCCUAGAGCCCAGAACAAGGCCACCCAUCCCCCUCCACUGUCCCUCAACUCGCUGGCUGAGGCGCCCAGUAGUAUCCCUGGGAAGCGGCAGACCUGUGACAUUGAAGGCUUGGUGGAGCUGCUGAAUCGAGUGCAGAGCAGUGGGGCCCAUGACCAGAGGGGCCUUCUGCGCAAAGAGGACCUGGUGCUUCCAGAAUUUCUGCAGCUGCCAACCCAAGGGCCCCAUUCCCAGGAGGCCCCACCACAGACUGUAUCAGAGGUCCAGCCCAAGGGGGACCCCUCGGACUCCACAGCCCACGCGGCCCUCUGACACCCGCCCAGCAGUCCAGGUCAGCUGCACGGCACCUGGCGGGCCAAGCAUGCUGUGGGCCCGCUCUGCAUGCUCUGUCUGUGCCAUGAGUGUCCUUGGCCCCUUCCUGCCACGGGCAGGCCCGCAGGAAGAGCUGGAAGGCAGUGGAGAGCGGGCUCAGAGGAGCCACACCCCACAGCUGCCACCACUCGGUCCCUCAUCGCUUCACUCCCUCAACCCUUGCUGCCAGGCCACUGAGGGGAGGUGGGGCUAGCCUCCCCAGUACAGGCAGGCCCAGCACAGAGGGGCAGCGUUGGAGUGCGAGCCUCCCCACCCAGGGCAGAGCCUCAGUAGGGAGCAGGACGAAGGGCUGGCCCCUCGGCAGGGACCUGGUAUGAAUAAGUCCUGGGGGUGCAGGUGGGCAGCUCCUCACUACUCACACAGGCGCUGCUGUACGUACAGAUUUUGAAGUUGGCCUGGGGCAGCUGGGUUUGUCCUGGAUGUAUGAUAUUGUUAUUAUAAUAGUAAUUAUUAUUCUCCCAUGAAGUGUGUUCCUUGUGUGCCUGUCUACCCUGGGUACCCCCCCCCCCGAAACUGCACUGCCUCUGUCACCAAGGUUAGUGCCAGGAAGCCCUUGGGGACCUUAGGAUGUGCCCCCUGACUUCCUGUUGUCAGAACUUCUCUUCCUGACUGCACAGAGUAUUGAGGUGUGAAUAUGAGAGAUAAGACAGAGACAGGAGGGACGGAGGAAGGGGAAGGAGGGGAAGACCCUUCGGGGGAGCCGUGCCUGUGCCCCCUGUCACCAUGCUGUUCCUCAGUCUCUGGAUCUGAGCAGAGUACAGCAUCUGGAUGUCGUCCUCUGCUUCUAGUGGGGCUCGAGUGUCUGCAGACAUGGCUGUGGGCUCCUUUGGACACAUCUUAAGGGCCUUGUGGAAAUACUGGUUGUUGCACUGGGGGCAGGUUUUGCUUCUUGUCUGCUUUGGCUGGGUGGUCAUCCCUGUCUCUAGGCAGCCCACACAUUGAGGGGGAGCAGGGAGGACCUCCCAGAAGGAGGGCCCAGUGUAUGGGCAGAGAAGCCAGACUCAGGCCUGGUGCUGCUGAGCUAGAGGAAACCAGGGGACAUGAGGACCUCGAGGGGACACCUGAGGAGUGAGGGGCCCUCCUGACCCUGAGGUGGUCAAGAUCUCUUCCCCACUCCAGUUCUUUGUGCUUGCUGUCCCCUCUGCCAGGAAUUGGCGCCCUCCAUCAUAGCACCUCUUCCUUGAAAUUCCUGAGACAGAUCAGUUGGGUUUGCUGGCCCAUCAUGCCUUUCUCCAGAAGUUGAACCCAAGCUUUUCUUGGGGGCCUUCAGCCUUUUGCUCCCUCUACCCAUUUUGCUUGGCUGGGUUGACCAGAACCCUUAGCUGCUGGGGGUGGAGGUGGGCUCAUGACGCAGGCCUGGCCAAUCAGAGUUUGGUGCAGGGACAAUUCUCUGACCUCAGUCAUGGUCAUCUACCAUCUCCCGGGGCUUUGAGUAGAUUAUGCAGGGAGAGAACCUGCAUGUCAGUGAAGCCAACACAGGACAGCGGGACUGAGAGAUAGAAGGAGAUUCCUGACCAAAGCUACCUGAACACCUAAAUUCACCCAGGCUUGAAGUCACCCACCCUAGAUAUCCUCGUUUAGGAAAGGCAACACAUUCUUUUUGCGUGCAUGUGCCUGUGGCUCUGAGUAGGUUUUCUAGGACCAGCAACCGCAAAAGUCCUACUUCAUCAUUCAGCCUGAACACCUCAGCGGAGCCUUCCCCAGUCACAGAUGCUGUGGUCUAAAUGCUUGUGUCCACCAGCACCCCCCAAAUCCACAUGUUGAAAUCCUAGUCCCAAGGUGAUGGUAUUAGGAGGUGGAGACUUU